Molecule: messenger RNA, 1067 nt
Organism: Pieris napi
Lineage: Eukaryota; Metazoa; Arthropoda; Insecta; Lepidoptera; Pieridae
Gene: Rnf146
Product: E3 ubiquitin-protein ligase RNF146
Exons: 6
Coding region: 224-886 (220 amino acids)
Biological process (GO): Wnt signaling pathway; ubiquitin-dependent protein catabolic process
Cellular component (GO): nucleus; cytoplasm
Molecular function (GO): zinc ion binding; poly-ADP-D-ribose binding; ubiquitin protein ligase activity
Source: RefSeq, a predicted model, not a curated record
UAUUAUAAACAUAAUAUUAUCCUGUGGAGUGUGGUCAGUGGUGUUAGUGUUCAAAAUAGUCCAUAUGAGAAAUGAAAAUGCUUUAAAUUUUAACCCCAUGUGUGCUAUUAUUAUACACACUACACUAUACUACAAAUAGUAUAUAAGAAAUUUCAGUAUAACGCAAUUUAAAACGCGCUUAAUAAAAUACUUAUUUUUUAUUUUAAUUUUAUUAAUUAUUACGAUGGAUAGUAUUCAAGAAGGUGAUUGCGCAGUGUGUAUGUUAAAGUAUAAUCAUCCAGCAAAGCUUCCCUGUGAUCAUAUUUUUUGUUUUCUUUGCAUCAAGGGUGUAUUUCUAAGAAGUCAUAAAUGUCCAAUGUGUCGUACACCAAUACCUGAGGACUAUCUGGAUAAUCCACAGCUUUUAAAAGAAAUACUGGAUGAAAAAACUGAAACUGAUGAAUAUGUUGAUAAUAAAUUUUGGUGGUAUUAUGAAGGUCAAGAUGGGUGGUGGAGUUAUGAUGAAAGAAGUAAUGAAGAUAUAGAAUCAGAUUUCAAUGCUGGAAAGAGUGAGUGUAAAUUAUUAGUUGCGGGUGCAGUUUACUGUGUAGACUUUACCCAGAUGAUACAAUACCGGCAGAGUGAUCCACGUAGAAAAAGGAAAGUGAAGAGGGAUACCCACACUCAUCCAUCUAAAGGAAUAGCAGGAAUUCUAAAAGUUUGCCCUAAGCAGGGUGAUUUGAAUACUGUGAAUAUUACUGCUAACAUUCUGGAUGAUCAUACUGAUACCAUUGAAAAUAUUCGUGAAAAUGGAGACGACAUUGAUAAUAUGUCUCAAAUUUUAAGAUCUAUGUCAAUACAGGAACCGCAAUUGCCAUCUGGUAGUCCUAAUACAGAAGAUACAUGAUUUUAUGAAGAUAUAAACAUAAUUUUUUAGUCAAUUUCAACUUGCAUUAGUUAUUAGGUUAAAGAAGUUAGGGGAACAAAAGAAUGUUCUAAGUAUCAUUUGAUUUAUUUAUACAAUUUACUUUCAAGUUGUUUUACCUAAUAAUCGUGUUAUCUAAAAUAAAGUAUUUAUUAUUUUUAAA